This is a messenger RNA of Camelina sativa (false flax), 2321 nucleotides long. Its product is annotated as receptor protein kinase-like protein ZAR1. Gene Ontology annotation, molecular function: protein kinase activity; protein binding; ATP binding. The record is from RefSeq and is a predicted model, not a curated record. NCBI's taxonomy places the organism in Eukaryota, Viridiplantae, Streptophyta, Magnoliopsida, Brassicales, Brassicaceae. Gene Ontology annotation, biological process: protein phosphorylation.
UAUUCCAAAUUUUGUAUACAUGUCCCAAACACAUCUUCCAACACUUUUUUAAAGCUCACAAGAAUUCAAAAAAACUUUUCCCAUGUCUACACUAUAACCACGUUGCUACUACAUUUGUAACCCCAUCACCCAAAAUUCUUCUCUUUCGUCUUCUUCUUCUCUCGUCUCUUUCUCCCUCUCUCCCUCUCUUUGCAACUCCUCGUUGCAUAAUCACAAUCCUUAGUUUAUUUUUUCACUCGAGAAAAUGCAGUUUCUUUCACUUCUUGUAUCUUCCUUCUUCUUCUUUAUAAGUUUCUCCUCGUCGCUAAACCCCGAUGGUUUGUCACUUCUUGCUCUCAAAUCCGCCGUCUUGAAAGACCCGACCCGUGUGAUGACUUCUUGGUCCGAGUCCGACCCGACUCCAUGCCACUGGCCUGGAAUCAUCUGCACUCACGGCCGUGUCACCUCACUCGUUCUCUCCGGAAGAAGACUAUCAGGUUACAUACCCUCGGAACUCGGACUACUCGACUCGCUCCUAAAACUCGACCUUGCUCGCAACAACUUCUCGAAACCCGUCCCGACUCGUCUCUUCAACGCCGUUAACCUCCGUUACAUCGAUCUCUCUCACAACUCAAUCCCAGGCCCAAUUCCGGCCCAGUUACGAGCCCUCAAGAAUCUCACUCACAUUGAUCUCUCCUCCAAUCUCCUCAACGGGUCACUCCCUGAGUCACUCACUCAACUCGGAAGCUUAGUCGGAACGCUCAACCUCUCUUACAACAGAUUCUCCGGCGAAAUUCCGCCGUCGUAUGGCCGGUUUCCUGUUUUCGUCAGCUUAGAUCUCGGCCACAAUAAUCUCACCGGAAAAAUACCUCAGACUGGGUCUCUGUUAAACCAAGGACCAACCGCGUUCGCCGGAAACUCUGAUCUCUGUGGCUUUCCGCUACAGAGGCUGUGUAAAGAAGAAGAAAGCUCAAAUCCUAAGGUCGUCGCUUCGAAACCAGAAGGCUCGCAACUACUCCCGAAGAAACCAAACCCUAGUUUCAUCGAAAGAAAGGCUAAACCGAUCACCGGAUCAGUAACGGUUUCUCUCUUAUCCGGAGUCUCAAUCGUAAUCGGAGCUGUUUCUAUCUCCUUAUGGCUGAUCCGGAGAAAAUUAAGCUCCGCCGAGGGCAAAUCGGAGAAAAAGAACACGGGGACGCCAACGGAGUUUGAUGCGGCGGCGGAGGGGGAGGAGGAAGGUAAAUUCGUGGUGAUGGACGAAGGAUUCGAGCUCGAGCUCGAGGAUCUGCUGAGAGCAUCGGCGUACGUAGUGGGAAAGAGCAGAAGUGGGAUUGUGUACAGAGUAGUGGCCGGAAUGGGAUCGGCAACGUUAUCGUCGUCAUCGACCGUCGUUGCUGCUGUGAGAAGGCUGAGUGACGGAGACGCCACGUGGCGGAGGAAGGAUUUCGAAAACGAAGUGGAGGCUAUAGGUAGAGUCCAGCAUCCAAACAUCGUACGGGUAAGAGCUUAUUACUACGCUGAGGACGAGAGGCUCUUGAUCACUGAUUACAUACGCAACGGGAGCUUGUACUCUGCCUUACAUGGUGGACCUUCGAAUACUCUGCCUACACUCUCUUGGCCUGAAAGGUUACGUAUUGCACAAGGAGCUGCUCGUGGUUUGAUGUAUAUACACGAGUACAGUCCGAGAAAGUACGUUCAUGGCAACCUAAAAUCAACCAAAAUCCUGCUCGAUGAUGAAUUACAGCCUCGCAUCUCAGGCUUUGGUCUCACACGUCUGGUCUCUGGUUACUCCAAACUCACCGGUUCGCUAUCCGCCAAAAGGGAAAGCUUUGACCAAACCUACGGAACCUCUGCUACAACGGUGACAAGAAUUACAGCUCCCUCUGUUGCUUACCUUGCACCCGAGGCUCGAGCUUCUUCUGGUUACAAAUUAUCCCAGAAGUGCGAUGUUUAUUCGUUCGGGGUUGUCCUUAUGGAGUUGUUGACUGGUCGUUUGCCCAAUGCUUCCUAUAAAAACAAUGGCGAAGAACUUGUGCUUGUUGUGAGGAACUGGGUCAAAGAAGAGAAGCCCUUGGCUGAGAUUUUAGACCCGGAGAUUCUGAACAAAGGUUAUGCAGAUAAGCAAGUUAUUGCAGCCAUAUAUGUUGCCUUGAACUGCACAGAAAUGGAUCCAGAGGUUCGACCGAGGAUGAGAUCAGUGUCUGAGAAUCUCGGCCGAAUCAAAUCGGACUGAGCUCGUUUGAGGUAACUUAGAAAGUGAGUUAGAGAUUUUUGCAGUUCCGUUGAGUGUAAAAUUCAUGCAACAUCAUGUUUUGCUUCUCUAUGAGUAGUAUCUUUUAAUA